Molecule: messenger RNA, 3780 nt
Organism: Helicoverpa zea (corn earworm)
Lineage: Eukaryota; Metazoa; Arthropoda; Insecta; Lepidoptera; Noctuidae
Gene: Actn
Product: alpha-actinin, sarcomeric
Exons: 20
Coding region: 135-2837 (900 amino acids)
Biological process (GO): muscle cell development; actin cytoskeleton organization
Cellular component (GO): cell junction; cell projection; cortical actin cytoskeleton
Molecular function (GO): actin filament binding; calcium ion binding
Source: RefSeq, a predicted model, not a curated record
GCGCUCGUGCGCCAGUCUUCUUGCAGCGGGCGCGCGGCCGGCUGCUUGUUGCAGUGCGCGGUACGAACCAACACACGCGAGUUCGCGGUCAUAGGCUCGAACGAACAUCGAAAUCGACGGUCAGUGCGGUGACCAUGAUGAUGGACAACGGGGUGAUGUCAAAUCACUACGAUGGGUCGUACGCGGAUGGGUACAUGGAACAGGAGGAGGAAUGGGAACGCGAGGGUCUGCUAGACCCGGCUUGGGAGAAACAACAGAAAAAGACCUUCACAGCAUGGUGCAACAGCCACCUUAGGAAGGCCGGUACCGGUAUCGAGAACAUCGAGGAAGAUUUCCGCAAUGGAUUGAAACUGAUGUUGCUGCUGGAGGUCAUCUCCGGCGAGACCCUGCCCAAGCCUGACCGCGGCAAAAUGCGUUUCCACAAGAUCGCCAAUGUCAACAAGGCUUUGGACUUCAUUGCCUCCAAAGGCGUGAAACUGGUGUCAAUCGGUGCUGAAGAAAUCGUCGAUGGCAACCUUAAAAUGACCCUGGGUAUGAUCUGGACUAUUAUCCUGCGAUUCGCCAUCCAGGACAUCUCAGUGGAAGAAAUGACCGCCAAGGAAGGUCUGCUGCUCUGGUGCCAACGCAAGACAGCCCCAUACAAGAACGUCAAUGUCCAGAACUUCCACCUGUCGUUCAAGGACGGUCUGGCCUUCUGUGCCCUGAUCCACAGGCACAGGCCCGACCUCAUCGACUACAGCAAACUGUCCAAGGACAAUCCUCUAGAGAACUUAAACACGGCCUUCGAUGUGGCCGAGAAGUAUCUCGACAUCCCCCGCAUGUUGGACCCCGACGAUCUGCAGAACACAGCGAUGCCGGACGAGCGUGCGGUCAUGACAUACGUCUCUUCAUACUACCAUUGCUUCUCUGGCGCACAAAAGGCUGAGACAGCCGCGAACCGCAUUUGCAAAGUUCUCAAAGUCAACCAGGAGAACGAACGCCUCAUGGAAGAGUACGAGCGUCUUGCCAGUGACCUGCUGGACUGGAUCAGGCGUACCAUGCCGUGGCUGAACAGCCGCCAAACCGACAACUCUCUUGCCGGUUGCCAGAAAAAACUGGAAGACUACCGUACUUACAGGCGUAAGCACAAGCCGCCACGUGUAGAGCAGAAGGCCAAGUUGGAGACCAACUUCAACACUCUGCAGACCAAGCUCCGCCUGAGCAACCGCCCCGCGUACAUGCCCACCGAAGGCAAGAUGGUCUCUGACAUCGCCGGAGCUUGGAAGGGAUUGGAGAUCGCCGAGAAGGCGUUCGAAGAAUGGCUGUUGAGCGAGAUGAUGCGCCUUGAGCGUCUUGACUACCUGGCCCAGAAGUUCAAGCACAAAGCCGACAUCCACGAGGACUGGACCAGAGGCAAGGAGGAGAUGCUGCAAUCUCAGGACUUCCGUCAGUGCAAGUUGAACGACAUCAAGGCUCUGAAGAAGAAGCACGAAGCCUUCGAAUCAGACCUCGCCGCUCACCAGGACCGUGUCGAACAGAUUGCUGCUAUUGCCCAGGAACUCAACACCCUGGAGUACCACGACGUGGCGAGCGUGAACGCGCGCUGCCAGCGCAUCUGCUCGCAGUGGGACCGCCUGGGCGCGCUCACGCAGCGCCGCCGCCACGCGCUGGACGACGCCGAGCGCGUGCUCGAGCAGAUCGACCUGCUGCACCUCGAGUUCGCCAAGCGCGCCGCGCCAUUCAACAACUGGUUGGACGGUACCCGGGAGGACUUGGUGGACAUGUUCAUCGUGCACACCAUCGAGGAGAUCUCCGGUCUCAUGGACGCGCACGCUCGCUUCAAGGCCACUCUGGGAGAGGCUGACAAGGAAUACCAGGCGAUAGUCAACCUGGUACACCAGGUUGAAUCCAUCGUGAAACAGCACCAGAUCCCCGGAGGCUUGGAGAACCCCUACACUACUCUCACCGCUCACGAGCUGAACCGCAAGUGGUCGGACGUGAGGCAGUUGGUGCCCCAACGCGACGGCACGCUGGCUGCUGAGCUGCGCAAGCAACAGAACAACGAGACCCUCAGGCGCCAGUUCGCCGAGAAGGCCAACGCUGUUGGACCCUGGAUCGAAAGGCAAAUGGAUGCCGUUACCGCCAUCGGAAUGGGUCUACAGGGCUCUCUGGAAGACCAACUGCGUCGCCUCAAGGAAUACGAGGCUGGAGUGUACGCUUACAAGCCACACAUCGAGGAACUGGAACGUAUCCACCAGGCUGUCCAGGAGGGCAUGAUCUUCGAGAACAGGUAUUCGCAAUACACAAUGGAAACUCUGCGCGUCGGCUGGGAACAACUUCUGACUUCCAUCAACCGCACUAUCAACGAAGUAGAAAACCAGAUCCUGACCCGCGACUCCAAGGGCAUCACCCAGGAACAGCUCACAGAGUUCCGUGCCUCAUUCAACCACUUCGACAAAAACCGCACCGGCCGCCUAGCACCCGAAGAAUACAAAUCGUGCCUGGUGUCUCUCGGCUACAGCAUCGGCAAGGACAGGCAAGGAGAACUCGAUUUCCAGCGCAUUCUCGCUGUUGUCGACCCCAACAACACAGGUUACGUGUCGUUCGAUGCGUUCUUGGACUUCAUGACAAGGGAAUCCACAGACACAGACACCGCCGAGCAAGUCAUCGACAGCUUUAGGAUCUUAGCUGGCGACAAGCCCUACAUCACGGCAGACGAGCUACGGCGCGAGCUGCCGCCCGACCAGGCGGAGUACUGCGUGGCGCGCAUGCCGCCGUACCGCGGGCCCGGCGCCCCCGCCGGAGCGCUCGACUACAUGGCCUUCUCCACCGCACUCUAUGGCGAGACUGACCUUUAGACGCAGGUCGGAGAAGUGUUAUCAUAGGACAUUGUCAUCCACGUCAUCAGUCAAGGAGGUAGCUAUGAUGGCGCGUGAUCACCGCGCUAAGUACUAACACGACGGCCCGAGGCUCCAGCGGCGACGUAAUGGCGCACAAAAAUUAUUUCCCUUACAUUGACCUACCUCUCAGAAAUCGCCCUAAACCGAGGUCAAUGUAGAGCAAAAAAUUUUUGUGAAAUAAUUUAGUCUAUAAAUAAAACAGUUCUAUAUUAAAUAUUAUUAUGUGCAAUGUUCAAACCAAAAAUGCCAUUAACUUUCAUACCAUAAAUCUCCUUCCUAAUGUUUAGUAACCUUUUGGCUCAAAUCAGAGAAAUCAUUUUAUAUGUUACAACACUCUAUUUAUACAUUAGCAUUAGGUAUUUUUAACUUUUGUAAGAAAUUCUCAGGGAAGUCACAAAAAAAUUAUUUGUAAGAUAAAAUGGUGCUAAUGUUAGGCUUGACUAAUGUGUGACACCAAAAUAAGACUCAUUUACAUUGUGAGAAUGUUUUUGUUAUAUUUUUUUUUUAUUUAUAAGCAAACAUUAUUUAUACAAGAUCAAUUUUUAUUUACUGCCAUUAGUAAUUAUAGUACUUUGAUGGUAGGCACAGUAUUGUUUUAAGUUUUCUAAAUUUAUAAAUGUUGCAGGGAAGUGUCACACAGAUUAUUUAUAUCAUAGAUUGCCAUAGCUUGCCUGCAUCUAUUUAUUUAUCAUUUUUAUAUGAUUAUCGUUGUGAGAGUAUUGGAAUGAGUACUCAAAUAAAUGAUCUGCCAUAUUUUUGUCUUUUAAUAAUGACUGCGUUGUUAAUCCAACCAAUUAUGUUACAAUGAGACAGCAGCGGUAUGUAGAAUAAGAAUGACUUAUGUGCCCAAAAGUAUACUAACUCGAAUGUACAGCUACUUUAAUAAAGAGCUCUUAAACAA